Molecule: messenger RNA, 2488 nt
Organism: Toxotes jaculatrix (banded archerfish)
Lineage: Eukaryota; Metazoa; Chordata; Actinopteri; Toxotidae
Gene: lrit1b
Product: leucine-rich repeat, immunoglobulin-like and transmembrane domains 1b
Exons: 4
Coding region: 1-1959 (652 amino acids)
Cellular component (GO): endoplasmic reticulum membrane
Molecular function (GO): protein binding
Source: RefSeq, a predicted model, not a curated record
AUGAGUCGACAUUUAACUGCUGCUUUUUGUUUGGCUUUAGUUUUUCUUCCUCUGUUGGGAAGUUCAUGUCCUGCACAAUGCAGCUGCUUCUUCCACAAAUUAAGCGACGGGUCCAAAGCGAGGAGUGUGCUUUGUAAUGAUCCAGAAAUCACAGUGGUCCCCCCAAAUUUCCCCACUGACACAUCAAAGCUUCGUAUCGAGAAAACAGCAAUCACAAGGAUUUCUAGCGACAACUUCCACUACCUCAAUAACCUGGAGUUCCUCUGGAUGUCUUUCAAUUCACUGAAUUCACUGAAUGUUGACAGUUUCCGGGGUCUUUAUAACCUGGAUGAGCUCAGGCUGGACGGAAACACUCUCACCUCCUUCCCCUGGGAGUCUCUGACUGAUAUGCCAAACUUGAGGCUCCUCGACUUGCACAACAACAAGAUUUCCACCAUCCCUGUUGAAGCCACUGUGUAUAUUAAGAAUAUCACCUAUCUUGACUUAUCCAGCAACAGUCUGACAACAGUUCCUGCUGAAGUUCUCACAAUGUGGCUGAGUGUGAAGCCAUCCCAGGACAGUGAUUCCUCCAAACUAAUUCUUGGCCUCCAUGACAAUCCGUGGCUGUGCGACUGCCGGCUGUAUGAUCUGGUUCAAUUUCAGAAGUCCCCAUCAUCAUCCGUGGCCCUAAUCGACACCAGACUUAGGUGCGCUGAUCCGGAGAGCUUGUCAGGGGUUCUUUUCACUGAGGCAGAGCUGCAGAGGUGCCAGGGCCCUCGGGUGCACACAGCCGUGGCUCGUGUUCGGAGCUCACUGGGCAACAAUGUUUUGCUCCGCUGUGGCACAGUUGGAGUCCCCAUCCCCGAGCUGUCCUGGAGCCGGGCUGAUGGCAAGAAAAUAAAUGGCACUGUUCAGGAAGAGAUUUCAAAGGAGGGCAUCAUUUGGUCAAUCCUGAGUGUGCCUGCAGUCUCCUACCGUGACUCUGGGAAAUAUGUGUGCAAAGCAACCAAUUUUGUGGGCACUGCUGAUGCCAUCAUCUCCUUGGUGAUCACAGAUUCCUUUCGGUCAGAGGAGACAGGUGGUGGCGUUUCUAAGAGGAACAGGGGGAAGAAACCUGGUAGCAUUGGAAGAGCAGCAUACCAGGAGAAACUAAUUGCCAGAUAUGUUCCUCCACCAACAACCACAGCUGGACAGCCCAUUAUCGAACCUCUCAAUGGCAAAGGCGUGACUGGGAAGUAUGAGAUUGAGAGCUACAGCAUCUCUGACGGUGCUUCUCAGGGACGAGGCAAGGUUUCAGACCCCCAGAAGUCAGUGGAGGUGGAGCAGGAUGCUUUGGGUAACUUGGCAGCCAAUGCCUCGUCCUUGCAGCAAGCUCCAGAGAAAAGGGUAGUGCGCUCAGUGAAGGUGAUUGGCGACACCGACCAUACUGUCUCCCUGAACUGGCGAGCCCCCACAGCCACAAACACCACAGAAUUCAGUGUCCUAUAUGCUAUAUUUGGUGAGAGAGACAUGCGUCGGAUCAACGUGGGUGCCGGAAAAAACCGAAUCACCAUUGACGGCCUUGUGCCAAAAACAAAGUACAUCGCUUGUGUUUGCGUCAAAGGCCUGAUCCCAAAAAAGGAGCAGUGUGUAAUCUUCUCAACAGACGAGGCAGCCAGUGCCAGUGGCACUCAGAAGCUUAUUAAUGUGGUGGUGAUAACGGUGGCAUGCGUGAUUGCUGUCCCCCUGACACUGAUUGUGUGUUGCGGGGCCAUAAAGAAACGCUGCCAAAAGCUGCUUGGGCGGCAGUCCAAGGAGAUGCAGGACUCCUAUGUCACGUUUGAGACCCUCGGCCCUGGGACCAAAGCUAAAGGGAUGGAGGGCGAGUAUCUGACCAGGCUAAACCCUGAUGAAUCCAACAGGCUGCUCUCAGCAAGGUCCAGUGUUGACUCAGAGGCCACAGCCAGGACUGAGGGGCCACCAAACGAGUACUUCUGCUAAAACCAAAGGUAUGCCUCAACUUCCAGAGGAUGCACUUUGUUUUCUAACAGCCUGUGAUGUGAAUAGAUAAGCCGCAGUGCUCAGAGACUCAAAAGACUCAAAUGAUCCUCUUUCAAGGGUCUUCACUGAUAGCUCUGUCAGCAUUGGAUGUACUACAUUAUUUUACAGCCUUGUGGGAAUAAAAACCACCAUUCAUUUGGUGGCCAGCAAAAAAGGGAAUAUACGCAACAAUGGUUUCAAUAUUUACAUGUGGUGUAAAUGUGUAUAAUUUUUUUUUAUUGAUCAUGCACUUUUAAAGUUGAUGUUUUGCAGAGAGAAAUGUCUUGAAAUGUUGCCCUAAACUGUCUAAAACCCAAUACAUGUUUUUCCAAGAUGUAACCUCUGCAUUGUGUUAAAAUCUUUAAUCUUUAUUUAAAACAUAGCCUGAAGUAUUUAGAGGAAUGAACCAGCAGUUAUUAGUCUAUUUUGUAUGUCAGUAUGAUGUUAAUGUGCCAGGUUUAUUGUUGGGUCAAAAACCUAAAAUACAGUA